CAUUGCACCCCCAAGGCAUUCUAAAUCAUUGGUAUUAAGGCGUCACCCUUGUUCUUCCUCCUGCUACUUCAGUCUUUUCUUGUUUCUACCUCUGCCUCUUCCACCACUUCUGUACUUAAUCAAACAGAAACUCUUCUCAAAUGGAAAGCCAGGUUGAAAGCGUCACCAACAUAAGCCUUCCAAAUUUAGGUCUCAAAGCUACACUGGACAACCUUAACUUCUUGGCCUUCCACAACCUAAUUCACUUUGAUGUUGGUAAUAAUUCACUUUAUGGGGCCAUUCCUUCUGACAUCGUGAACUUGUCCAAACUCACUUUUUUCAAUUUGUCUGCUAAUGGUAAUUUUUCUGGAAAUAUUCCCAAGGAUAUAGGAAGGUUGAGUUCGCUUACCGUACUCGACCUUGCUUGGAGCCAACUUAGUGGUUCACUUCCUGUUUCUGUAGUAAAUUUAAGCAAUCUGUCUUACCUUGCAGUCGCUGGCAAUAACCUCAGUGGUUCCUUGCCUCAAGAAAUUGGAAUGAUGAAAUCACUUGUUGUGGUUAGUUUUACAUUGAAUUCCUUUACUGGUCCAAUCCCUGCAUCAAUAGGAAAUUUAAGCAAUUCUAAAUAUCUUUACCUUUCUAACAAUCAGUUAUCUGGUUCUAUUCCUAGUGAAAUAGGAAGGUUGAGUUCACUUUAUCGACUUCAACUUGAAGGCAAUAGGCUCAAUGGUUCUAUACCUCAAGAAGUUGGGAUGCUGAGAUCUCUUUAUGAGCUUGAUUUUUCUAGUAACUCGCUAACUGGUUCAAUCCCUACAUCAAUAGGAAAUUUAAGUAACUUAGUGCUUCUUUACCUUUAUGACAAUAAGCUCUCUGGCUCUAUUCCUAGUGAAAUAGGAAUGAUUAAUGGUGCACUUCUAGCCUUGCAAUUGUCAGAAAAUAAUCUCACCGGUGUUAUCCCUGCUUCUAUAGGAAACUUUCCAAGACUUAGAGAGCUAUAUCUUUCCAAUAAUAGCUUAUCCGGUCCAAUUCCUGUAGAAAUGAAUAACCUUACUGGUUUGGUACAUUUACAAUUGCGUUGUAACAACCUUGUUGGCCAUUUACCUGAGAAUAUUUGCCUUGGGGGACUUCUCACAAACUUUUCAGCACAAAACAAUCAUUUGACGGGUCCCAUCCCAAAAAGUUUGAAAAAUUGCUCUAGUUUACUUAGAGUAAGGCUUGAAGGGAACCAACUUGAAGGGGAUAUAACAGAUGCUUUUGGGAUAUAUCCCAAGUUGGAUUAUAUUGAUUUGAGUAAUAACAAGUUUUACGGUAAACUUUCUCCAACUUGGGGUCUAUGUCAUAACGUCACAACCUUGAAGAUCUCCAAUAAUAACAUCUCUGGUAAGAUACCUCCUGAGCUAGCUCAAGCCACUCAAUUACAUGGUCUUGAUCUCUCUUCAAAUCAGCUAAACGGGGAGAUUCCUAAGGAAUUAGGCAACUUGACUUCAUUAGUCUAUCUCCUGCUAAAUGAUAACCAACUCUUUGGUAGAAUCCCAUUCGAGAUAGGACAGCUACUCAAUUUGGAACAACUCAAUUUGGCAGCAAACAAUUUGGAUGGACCAAUUCCAAAACAACUUGGAAAAUGCUUCAGGUUAUGGAGCUUGAACUUGAGCAAGAAUCAACUUGGGGAAAAUAUUCCGUUUGAAAUAAAGAAUAUAUUAGCCCUUGAAAUUCUUGAUUUGAGUUGGAAUAUUCUAAUGGGAGAUAUUCCACUGGAUCUUGGCAGAUCUCCAAGGUUAGAAACACUGAAUCUUUCUCACAACAUGCUGUCUGGAUUCAUACCUCCGUCUUUUAAUGAAAUGCUAAGCUUGACAAAUGUCAACAUAUCCUACAACCGGUUGGAGGGCCCAAUCCCCCAUAUCAAAGCCUUUCUUGAUGCCGCAUUUGAUGCUCUUAAAAACAAUAAAGGCCUCUGUGGCAAUGCCUCUGGCCUAAUGUCUUGUCCAUCCAAAAGUCAGAAGAAAAGUUCAAGAGGACUUGUGAUUUUGAUUGUUGUACCUGUUUUGGGCGGAUAUGGAAAUGUUUACAAAGCUGUGUUGCCAACAGGUCGAGUAGUUGCUGUAAAGAAACUUCAUCCCUCAGAUGAUAAUGAGACCAUCAAUUUAGGAGCAUUUGAAAGCGAGAUUCGUGUUUUAACAGAAAUACGACAUCGCAACAUUGUCAAGUUGUGUGGUUUUUGUUCUAAUGCAGAGCACUCAUUGUUGGUCUAUGAGUUUGUAGAAAGAGGGAGCUUGAAAAUGGUUUUGAGCAAACCAGAAGAAGCAGCGGAGUUGGAUUGGGAUAAGAGGUUGAACAUUGUUAAAGGAUUAGCUAGUGCCUUAUCUUACAUGCACCACGAUCGCCCAUCACCAAUAAUCCAUCGUGACAUAUCUAGCAACAAUUUUUUGCUUGAUUUGGAUUAUGAAGCUCAUGUUUCUGAUUUUGGCACUGCUAGAAUUUUAAAGCCCGACUCCUCAAACUGGACAUCCUUUGCAGGCACCUUCGGCUAUAUAGCUCCAGAGUUUGCUUACACAAUGCUAGCAAGUGAAAAGUGUGAUGUCUACAGCUUUGGGGUGGUAGCAAUGGAAGUACUCAUAGGAGGAUGUUAUUUCAGGAGACCUUAUUUCAGAUUUAUGGACAACGAAUGGCCAACAGAUGCUGCUGAAGGAUGUUAUAGACCAGCGCCUUCAACCUCAAAGGAGGAACCGAGUAGCUGAGCAAGUGGUUUCAACAACAAAGCUAGCCCUUACAUGCCUGCAUGUCAAUCCCCAAUUGCGGCCCACCAUGCGGCAAGUUUAUCAGACACUUAUUAGUGGUCGAUCAUCUCCAUUGCCAAAGCCAUAUUCAAUGAUAAGUUUAGGGGAUUUGAUUGGAGGUGGACAUGGGGUGCAGAGCUGAGGAGUUGCUGAUGAUUUGGACAUUCGCCAUAAUUCUUGUGGAACUGUUCCAUAUCCAUCCUACCGGUUGCCAGGACUUGCAAUGGGCUUGAAGAAAUGUUGUUAAUUAGCCUGAAGAUGGAUAGUUACGUUUAUCCUUCGUUCCUUUCCUUUCGCCUCCUUGUUGGCUCCCGUACUCGGUCGUUUUUAAUUUCCAUCUAGAUAACGUAAUUUGUGUAUUGUCCGUUUCUGCUUUUCUUGUUUGUGUAUUUUUGUGCUUAUUUCUUUUCUUAUAGCUUGGUGUAAGGAGACUGUGUAGAGUACAUCUUCAAUGAAAUUGUCUUUUUGCU
Molecule: messenger RNA, 3223 nt
Organism: Rubroshorea leprosula
Lineage: Eukaryota; Viridiplantae; Streptophyta; Magnoliopsida; Malvales; Dipterocarpaceae
Source: the annotation of a GenBank genome assembly